Dipodomys ordii (Ord's kangaroo rat) is the source of this 1756-nucleotide messenger RNA. RefSeq names its product RNA binding motif protein 48 (gene Rbm48). The record is from RefSeq and is a predicted model, not a curated record. Gene Ontology annotation, cellular component: nucleoplasm. Gene Ontology annotation, molecular function: nucleic acid binding. The transcript has 6 exons. The coding region runs from base 18 to 1115 and encodes 365 amino acids. NCBI's taxonomy places the organism in Eukaryota, Metazoa, Chordata, Mammalia, Rodentia, Heteromyidae.
GUAGGAAAACAGACAAGAUGGCGUCGGGUGAUGGCAAGCUCGGGAGUUUGUUAGAACACCACGUCCAAAGGGCCGUGUGCGACACGCGGGCCAAAUAUCGGGAGGGCCGACGACCUCGCGCUGUCAAGGUGUAUACAAUCAAUUUGGAAUCUCGUUACUUAAUAAUACAAGGAGUUCCUGCAGUGGGAGCCAUGAAGGAAUUAGUUGAGCGAUUUGCUCUAUAUGGUGCUAUCGAAGAAUAUAAUGCUCUUGAUGAAUACCCAGCAGAAGACUUUACAGAAGUUUAUCUUAUUAAGUUUGUGAAUUUGCAGAGUGCAAGGAUAGCCAAGAAAAAAAUGGAUGAACAAAGUUUCUUUGGUGGAUUGCUUCAUGUAUGCUAUGCUCCAGAAUUUGAGACAGUUGAAGAAACUAGAAAGAAAUUAGAAGAAAGGCAGGCUUAUAUAACAAGAGCUACUAAAACUAAAGACUAUUACAAGUCAAAGAGGAAAGUGAUUCCAGAACAUAAGCACAAAGAUUUUAGAUCAGACUUCCACUCAGAUAGAUCUGGAUUUUGUGCAGCUUCUUUGAAGACUUCUGGGAACUCAACUACUUGUCUUCCUUAUUCUUGUGAAUUGCCUUUAUGUUAUUUUGCCUCAAAAUGUACCUGUUCAUCUGGGGAGCACAUGGACAGACCAUCAAAUUCCUACAAGGAUGAUAGUAACCAUAAUGAAGCUGUGAAGUAUUGUAAUCAUACUAACUCUUCACAGAAAGUGCCAUUAAACACUUUUAAGAAUCCAGUACCUUGCUUGAAUGCACAAAAAGACCUUAUUUCAUCAGAGGCAGUUGACAGAUUUAUGCCUAGAACAACACAACUACAGGAACGGAAAAGAAGAAGAGAAGAUGACCGUAAACUUGGAACUUUGCUUGAAACAAGCACAAGCAGUAAUGAGGUUAUAAUUGGACCUAAAUUACCAGACAUACCUAAAGUAGAUUUGCAGGAUGACUCCUUGAAUACAACGGCAAACUUAAUUCGGAAUAAACUUAAGGAGGUAAUUUCAUCUGUACCAAAGCCUUCAGAUGACAAGUUGGAACAUUCGUGUCCAAGUCGUCCAUUAAAACAAAGAAGAAGAAUAUAGCUUGCCAUUAACAAAAUUCUUGAAAGAAUCCAAAGAGUAACCAGAAGAACCCAGAGAACACCAGAAGAGUAAAACAUCAUCCCACUGGGACAAAUCAGCGCUUAGUAUUAGACAAAAUUGUAAAUUGGGAGGUCAUUGUCUUUGGCAUUCCCAAGGAGUGAGCUCCAUUGUAGCACACUUCCCUUUGAGCUUAGAUUACCUUCAUCUUUCUCUCCUCAGUGAUCUGUAACAACUCCCAACAUUGUGAGUUUCAACAUCAGGUGGUUAGUGUGUGUUUAAUCUGGUUCUGUGUCAACCCCUCACACAUUUUCUUUGGUGGAAUGACAAAGGAUGGCCCCAAAGGAUUUGUACAGCUGCAAAUCAGGCCCUGUUUCAUGCUGUGCCCAGAAGGCAGCCUUAGAAACUAAACCUUGCCAGCUGAUCAGAGUUGAUACAAGCCUGACCCUGAACUGCUAUUAGUCUGGACCAUAAUCCAAAGACAUCCUAAUGACACUUGAUUAUUAAAGAAAAAAACUGAAGGCAAUGAUUUGGGGCCAUAGGGCUAGGGACUCUCCCAUGACCUUAUAAUUAGGGCACUUUGGCUUUUCUCCUCCUUUCUUUUUCUUUCCUUCCUUCCUUCCCUCUUUUUCUUCUCUGUCUCU